AUGGCCUUUUGCGGCGUACAUAAGAAAAUUUUGGACCUGUGCGAAGUGCGAAGUGCAUACGACGAAGCCAUGAGCCGUCAAGGCAAGUUCGAGAGUUGCUAUAUCGGUCUGAAAACUCGAUUCCUAAAACUGUUGAAAAUUGUUAAAAAACGCGACGCUGCUCCCCCUGUGCCCUCCCAGCAAGAUGUCAUCCAGCAAUUAGCAGAUCAGCAAGCCGAAUUUCUUCGCAUCAUGUCUGCUAACAUGGUUUUACCAGCAACGCAUGCUGCCGUCGUACCUCAAGAUGCAUCUCGACUCCCGGACUUGAAGUUGCCCCAGGUGAAUAUUCCUACAUUUAGUGGAGACUACCUCGAGUGGCAGUCGUUCAAGGAUCUGUUUGAUAGCUUGAUCGAGCAAAAUCCAACGCUGAAAGAUAGCCAAAAAUUAUACUUUUUAAAAAUCAACCUUGCUGGUGAGGCGGCUUCUUUAAUUUCACACCUUAAAAUCGAAGACGCGAAUUAUAAACCUGCUUUAGAAAAAUUGGCAUCCCGGUAUGAUAAACCCCGUGAAAUAGCUAGCAAGCAUAUUCAAAGAUUUCUAGCGCAACCAUCGCUUUCGUUUGCCUCUGCCAGCGGCUUGCGAACACUGCAUGACGUGUCAGAUGAAGUUCUCCGAGCGCUCAGAGCCAUGGCUAGAGAGGACCGUGAUACAUGGUUGCUUUUUAUACUGAGCGAAAAGGUGGAUCCAGAUACCAAGCAGUUGUGGUGUCAGAAAAUUGCCGAAAUGAAGAAAGAAGAGAUUACCCUAUCGCGUUUUCUGAAAUUUGUUGAAGCUAGGAGCUUCGCUUUGCAAUCGUCGCAUUCUAAUAAAACUAAAGCAUUAGUAUCCGUGAAGCAACCCGCAAAAUUUCCCACUAGAGGAGCAAAUACAUUCACAAACAACCCCAUAUUUUGUGAUGUCUGCUCAGCACAGUAUCAUCAACUAUUCCAGUGCGCCAAAUUUAUUCACAUGAGUUAUCACGAACAAUUAUCUCACGUAAAUCGACUGAAAUUAUGCCGAAACUGUCUUAAAGCACAUCCCGGUAUCAGCUGCAGAGUUGGUACAUGUAGAAAAUGUAACUUCCCACAUCACACUUUGCUGCAUCCACCAGUCACUGGUCAACAAACACCAAACACGACUGGAUCUCAAUCCAAUCAGCUACAAUCCGCGCAAUCUUUUAUAUCGGCACUAGAUUCUUCCGGCGGCCACAGUUCCGCAAAGGUCCUCCUUGCUACAGUGGCUAUUAACGUCCUAGAUAAAAAAGGGCAUCCUUAUGCCUGUCGCGCUAUUUUGGAUAGCGCAUCGCAAGUCAACUUUAUCAGUGAUAGCCUCCGUAAGCAGCUUGGUAUCGACACCUCGCAUGCUAAUGUGGAUCUGGAAGGCAUCUCGGCAGCUACCGCUCACGCAGAUCGAUUUGCAGACAUCGUUAUCACAUCUCGCUGCACGAACUAUCGAACCUACGUGCCCUGCCUUGUAUUGGAGAGAAUAACAAAAUUUCUCCCAUGCAAACCAGUAAACACUCAAGAUUGGCCUAUCCCCCUCUCAAUACCCCUGGCGGAUCCACUAUUCCAUUGCCCGGGUAAAAUAGAUGUUCUUCUUGGCACUGACUUAUUCUUUCAGUUGCUUGAGCCCGGCAAAAUUGUCCUCAGUCCAGACAACAGGCUACCCAUACUACAGAUUACAAAGCUCGGAUGGGUGAUUGCCGGCCGCUAUCAUGAGUCUAAGCCGUCAUAUGACUCUCACUCUCCGACUUGUUUGCUAAUCUCCGCCAAGGAUAAUCUUUCUCCGCAUAAGCAAACAUUCUGCGAGAUAGAGGACAAACGAUCAAACGAUCAUCAUCUCACUGAUGAAGAACAACGUUGCGAGAAACAAUUUGUGGAAAAUACUAUUUGA
Molecule: messenger RNA, 1911 nt
Organism: Wyeomyia smithii (pitcher-plant mosquito)
Lineage: Eukaryota; Metazoa; Arthropoda; Insecta; Diptera; Culicidae
Exons: 1
Coding region: 1-1911 (636 amino acids)
Source: RefSeq, a predicted model, not a curated record